Messenger RNA from Paramecium sonneborni, 4156 nucleotides. Lineage: Eukaryota; Ciliophora; Oligohymenophorea; Peniculida; Parameciidae. The record is from the annotation of a GenBank genome assembly.
AUGAAAGGAUAAUUGGAUGAUGAGGAGGAAAAUGAGAAUCUUAUUGAGACUGAAUAAAAAGGAUUGGAUUAUUUUUUAACAAAGGUCAAGGUAGUAAUUUUCAAGGUUUUAUUUGUGUUGGCAAAAGAAGAGAAAGCAGAUGAUUAGAUGAUUUACUUUUAUAUAUUGACUUCAUUGGAUUACGUUUAGAUGCAUUCAUUUCCAUUCAAUAAUAAAAUACUUUAUAUUUGGAAAGCUGAUUCGUUUUUAACAAAUAUUUUAAAUUUUGUAAAUGUGUUUUCAAUUUCAACAUAUGUACCAAAUCUAUCAUAUUUUGCAUUGUUAGUGUCAGUUUAUAUAUGUUUGAGUGCAAUAUUAUUAAUAAUAUUGAAUAUCAUAUAUGUAUCAUACUCAUUUUCAUAGAAUAAAUUUAAAUUUAUGUGGCCUGUAUAUGUAUUGAGGUAGGUAGCAUUUUAUUUUGUGACAGUAUUUUUUUUACCAAUCACAGAAACUUUAACAUCAAUAUUAUAAUGUUAUAAUGAUCCAGAAACAAAUGAAUAUGUGAUAUAUGGAUAUGAUGAAAUAAAUGUGUAAUGUUGGUAAGGAUGGCAUAUAUUUCAUGCAUUAAUAACAUUAUUAUUUAUGUUAAUUUUUGUAUUGAUAUGUGCAAUAGUAGCUUAUGCAUUUUUUGAACCUGGUAUGACAAGUGGAAAUAAGACAGCAAGAUAAGAUAGUAAUGGAGAAGUAGCAUUUAUAAUAAACAAAGUUACAUGUUAAGUUUUGUAUUGUUUUUUAGGUAAAAAUGAAUCAUGGAUUUUAAUUUUAACCACAUUUACUUUAUCUGCUUGGUUGUUUAAAGAAUAUAAUUUUGCAGAUCCAAUUUAUGAUUUUGAAGUUGGUAGAUUUUAUUCAAUUAUAAGUUGUUAUUAUUUUUGGGCUAAUAUUAUGUUGGUUAUAUGUAAAAUAUAGGAGAACUCUGAUUUUUCUGGUGGAUUGAUUGCUUGGGUAAUAGGGCUUCCAUUUAUAGUUUCUAUUAUGUUAACAACUAAGAAAUCUAAGAUUGAUACAUUAGUUAGAGCUUAGAAUAAGUUUUCAAGUGGAGAAGAUGUAUGGAUACAUAUCAGAUAUGUUCUUUAACUGAUAUCUUAAGCUGACACUGAUAGAAAUUCUUAUAUGCUUUUGAUUGGAUAUAUUGAGAAACAUAAAGAGACUUGUAAAUUGAAUGAUUGCUAUUUUAAAUAAAGAAGAAAGAUUUAAAAUUCAGAAUAAUUAGAUGAUUUAAAAAGAGGAUUAAUAAUUGAAUUAGAUAAAAUGUUUAGAUUAGGAUUGAGAAAGUUUUGGUCAUCUGCAUCAUUGAGAAUAUUUUAUGCUUUAUUUUUAAUGGAAAGAAGAAACAAUAAAAACGAUGCAUAUAUUUAAUUCAAUUUGGUUUCUUAAAAAAGUAAACCAAAGUUUUUCUAAUAGUUUAUUACUUAUAGAUAUAUGUAAUUUAAUUAUUAUAAUAUAGGAAGAUCAUUAAGGAUAAAAGUGAUGAUGUAGUUGAUGCUAUAGCAAACUAAAAUAAUAAAAGCGAACUUUAUUCAAAAAUGAAGAUGGCAUCCUUAUAUUAUAAAACCUUUUGGAAUGAAUUAAAAGAAGAUCAACCAAAUUUAGUAAGAUUAAUGCAUAUAGGUGCUUUGAUUACUAAAGUAAGUAAUCAAGUUAUGGAGAAACAUUAAGAAAUGAAUAAAAAGAAUUCGUUAGGAUUUGCUGAUUUGAAAGCCUUGGCAAACUUUUAUUGUCAAGUUUUUAAUGAUUCUUUUAUGGGUCAUAUUUUAAAGAAUUAGUAUAAAUUAGCUAAAUAAUAAUUAUAAGUGAAGGUUGAAGAUGAAGAUUUGAUUGAAAACAAUAUAGAGAAACAUCCAAUUCCAUUUAUUUAAGUUUAAGCUAGAAAAUCUGAAAUAGGAAAGAUAAUUAAUCUUAAUUCUCUAUUUACAACAUAUUUCGGUUAUCAAAAAGAGGAACUCAGAGGUAAGUCAAUUAAUAUAUUAAUGCCAAGAGUUUAUGCAGAAUAACAUGAUAAUUAUUUAAUUGAGUUUUUUGAUAAUAUGUUAAUAAAUAUGUAAAAUGAUGGAGAUUAUCCAAGAACUUAUAUUGAUUAAGAAUAAUUAUAAUUUUAUAGGCAUAGAAAUGGUUACAUAAUCCCAUUUAUAUAUAAAGUAAGCUUUAAUAUAGACUCUUUAUAAUAUUUAGUAUGUUUCAAAAGUGAUCCUACUUUUAAAGGUUAAGCGGUUUUUAUUAUUGAUUCUGAUACAACCAUAAUUGAGAUGUCUUCAGGUUCAAUUUAAUAUUUUGAUAUAGAAUUGAGACAUAUUAAAUAAAUUAUAAAUUUGAAUUCUCUUUUACCAGAUAUACUCAAUUAAAAUGGUAAAUAAGUUUAAUAUCAUAAAAUUGGAUAAAAUAAUAUUGAGAUUGUAUAUUAUUUUCAAUGUUCAGUAAAGGAAAUAGAGAUUACUUAAAUUAUUAAUGAAAACUUACUCUUAGAAUUGCAAGCAUCUAAAAAACUAAUAAAAUCUGGAUAUUGGUUAGUUAAAUUGGAGAAAAUUGAUUUUACUGAUGUUUUAGGAGGUAGAAAGGCAUCAACUUUUAUUCAUAAUGCUAGAAAUUUGUUACCAAAUUAAAGUAGAUAAUCUAUUUAAAUUACAUAAAGACAAUCAAUUUCUAUUACUUAAAAAUUAAUACCCUCUCGUGCUAAUUAAACAGUUUAAUCAUUAGAUACAUUGGCUUUAAGAAUUGAUACUAAUUUUGAAUAUGAUUAAAAUUUGGUAUAGUUUUUACAAGAUUUAUACACAGAAUAAAGAUAUGAAGAUUAUAAAGACAUUUUAAGUUAAUAAGAGGAUUAAUAAACAUAAACAAAAUUGGAUUAUGGAUCAGAAAUCAGAGUAAGAAGAUUAAUUAAUAAUUAAAUUCUCAAUAUAGAUGAAGAAAAAGAAUAAUGGUUUUUAAAGUAAUUGGAGGAAGAAGAAUAAGAGAAUUCUAUCUUUAGGAAUAAUAUCAAUUAAGAUGAUUAUGAUAAUGAUCAUAGGAUUAUUAAUAAUAUGUAAUCACAAAUGAAAAUAAGAAAUGCAUUAUCUUAAAAUCAUAGACAUAGUAAAAUAAGUAAAUUCUGUCUCUAUGCUAAUAUUUGGAUAGCCUUUAUAGUAAUCAUUACUGCUUUACAAUAUUAUUUCUGUUAAUUAAAUUUUGAAGGGUUUACUUCUCAUAUUAAAGCUAUUUACUAAAUUAAUAAUGAAAUAAUUAAUUUAAAUCUCCUUAUUUCAAGAGCAUUGGAUUUAUGUAUGGACUAUUAAUUCAAUUUCACUCAGUUACAAGUUGAUAUUCAAGAGUCUGUAUAAUUAAUUAUAAAUUUUGAUUCUGAUCUUAAUCAAGAAUUUUAUAGAAUUUAUUUUGAUUAUGAAAGUAUUAAUCUAAGAAUCUAUAAAAGAUUUGAUAUAUAUGAAGAUAUAUUAUUAUCAUUAGAAAGUGCAAUACUCUUAAUUACAUCUGAAUGUUUAAAUCUAUCUAUUACUCAAUCCAAAAAUGAAUUUAAUAGCAAUUCUAUUUAAAUUAUACUUUAUAAUUACUUCAAUUAAAUACAUGAUCCAUUGAUCAAAAUUUCUUAAGUUAUAUAUGAGGAUGUUAAAUCUUAAGUUUAAUAUCCUGAUUUGAAUUUAUUAAUAUCCUUAUUAGUGUUAUUUAUUGGAACUACAAUUGGUAUGAUCAAAUUUAUUACUCUAAUGUUGGAAAUCAAGAUAGAUAGAGAGAAUGUUAUAUUUCUAUUUCUUGAGAUCCCCUAAAAUGAUGUUUAAAAUUUAUCAAAAAAGGUAGAUAAGUUUUUAAAGUUCUAUAAUGAAGAUCUAAAGAAACUUAGUAAUUUCGAUUAAGAUGAAUCAAGUGAUGAAGAUGAAGAAUAAUAAUUAAUUGAUUUGUAACAACAUGUAGAGGGUUAAGAUAAGAUGAAUUCUAAAGCUAUUGAAGAAGACAAUCAAUAUCAAUUAUAAUUGAAGAGGAGAAAAAUCAUUUAAAAAUAUCGAAAAAGCAAAUUAAAAGGCAAUUAAGGAAUAAUUGUAUAGUAUGAUAAUAAUAUAUUAGAUUUCUUUUGAUAGCUUUACUUACCUUAGUUUUUGCAGUGUACAAUAUAAUUAGUAGUGCCAAUGAG